Molecule: messenger RNA, 1513 nt
Organism: Trifolium pratense (red clover)
Lineage: Eukaryota; Viridiplantae; Streptophyta; Magnoliopsida; Fabales; Fabaceae
Product: probable 2-oxoglutarate-dependent dioxygenase AOP1
Exons: 3
Coding region: 92-1036 (314 amino acids)
Molecular function (GO): dioxygenase activity
Source: RefSeq, a predicted model, not a curated record
ACACAAUCACCAAAACUAAUCAAAUACACUCAUAAACAUAGCUUAGACUAAGCAUUACCCUUAAUCAAAUUAGGGAAAGAAAAGUGAAAAUAUGGGCUCAGAAACCACACCAAAGCUUCCACUAAUUGACUUCACUAACCUCAACUUGGAAGCCAAAAGUCCUAAUUGGGAAUUGGUGAAGUCCCAAGUGUACAAGGCACUAGUAGAGUAUGGUUGCUUUGAAGCAAGUUUUGAUAAAUUUCCUUUAGAACUUCGCCAAGCCAUAUUUGCUUCAUUAGAAGAGCUUUUUGAUCUUCCUUUACAAACCAAACUACUCAAUGUGUCUAAGAAACCUUAUCAUGGUUAUGUUGGUCAAUACUCUAUGGUUCCACUUUAUGAGAGUAUGGGCAUUGAUGAUGCAAAUAUCUUAGAGAAUGUAAAAAGUAUGACCAAUAUCUUGUGGCAAGAUGGAAAUCAAAAUUUUAGCAAAACUCUGCAUUCCUUCUCUGAGGAGCUAACAGAGUUGGAUCAGAUUAUUAGGAAGAUGAUUUUGGAGAGUUUAGGUGUUGAAAAGUAUUUGGAGGAGCACAUGAACUCAACCAAUUACCUUCUCCGAGUUAUGAAAUACAAAGGCCCUCAAACAAGUGACACAAAAUUAGGACUCAGCACACACACUGACAAGAAUGUUGUGACAAUAUUGUACCAAAAUCAAGUGGAGGGUUUAGAAGUUAUGACCAAAGAUGGUAAAUGGAUCAGCUACAAGCCUACUCAAGGCAGUUUUGUAGUAAUGAUUGGUGAUACUCUCCAUGCUUGGUCAAACGGAAGGUUACAUUCGCCGUUUCACCGGGUGAUGAUGAGUGGGAAUGAGGCAAGAUAUUCAACAGGGUUGUUCUCUAUCCCUAAAGGAGGGUACAUUAUAAAAGCUCCGGAGGAAUUGGUGGAUGAGGAACAUCCUUUGCUUUUUAAGCCUUAUGAUCAUGUUGAUUUCCUCAAGUAUUAUUACUCUGAAAAAGGCCAAAGGGAUCAAUUUGCUAUGCACACUUUUUGUGGUGUUUGAGAUAGCUUACGCUAUUGAGAGAGGGUGUGCUACAUAUAUAAUGUGUUCCAAUGUUUUACAGACAAUUUACCUUGGACUUGAUCAAAGUCUGUAAUAUUUUUUAUGCAGUCAUCACAAGUUAAAGUUAUCUAGCAAUUACACUUCAGUUUGACGACGUGUGGGUGUUUGAUGUGUCAAUGUCUAACAUCGACAUAAUACUGACACAAGUGGCUACAUUCAAUUAUUCUAUUUUAUAAAAUUAUUAGUAUCAAUGUGUGAGUGUAUGUUCAUCAAAGGUCACCGUCAAGGUGUAGCGCAAGUGGUUGCUGCGCAGUGUUUGUGCUUCAAUAUGUUGUAUGCAGUCAUUGGCUUUGUAAGUACUAAGUAGUAUUGUGUUGUGUGUUCAAAUGUUGCCUACAAAAUUUAAUCUUGGCCUUGUAAAACUACUAUGCUUUGUUUUUCUAUCUUGAUUAAAAAAACAAAUAUUUUUGUGUGUAA